AUGUCAAUUUUGUGUAAAACACAGCCACAGUUUCCUGUACAAAAACUACCGCCUGUUUUCAACAAGAGGCUUUUUAAAGCGCAAGCGGGCAUUGUACUUACGGACAAAAUUCUCUACAUUUUGCAACGUCCUCUAAGCCAUAGGCGAUCGACCGAGGAACUUCACACGAUAAAACCAGUUGUAUCGGCGUUGAAGGACAUACACAAAGGCCUUCAGUUCCUUAAGGAAGCUCUGUGCUUUGUGGUCACGUACGAAAAAUUCGACGCAGAUGUCGACAUCUCCAAGAAAAAUGGAGAGAAAUGCUUGUCUUGUUAUUACAUUUUGAACGGUUCGGUGGAAGCAAGGUAUGCGAUAAGCAACGGUGUUUUUAGUCAAGGCGAGAACUCGCCGAAAAACCCAAAUGACUGUGAUAUAAACUAUACUCACGUGGCAGGGGAAUAUCUGGGCUUAGUGUCCGGAGAUGGUCCAGAAUUUGAUUAUCCACCGCCUGAUAGCAUACGAACUAUAGAAGUUAGCGAGUUUAUACGAGUCGACCGCGAGCAGUUUCAUCGAGCAGUGAAAAAAGUUCAGAAUAAAUAUGUUCGAGAGAUUGAAAAUUUUAUUGAGGAGGUCCUUCCUUUAAAAGCUCUUCCUGCGGACGAGAAGAAGAAAUUAGUUGCUAUGAUGGCCAGACAGGCAAGAACAUUAUUUUAUACCUUUGUUUGUUAUAUACAUGUUUUAAUGAGUGUUUUCCAAGCUUUUCUUUUUUCCUGUCGUGUUUAUUUUUCGCGGCGGCGAAAUGCAAGUUUGGCUGUUAUAACUGAUCUCAUUACAAAGUCAAAGCAGGGUGUUUUGUUCUCUUUUGGAAACUAAAAUAAAAUAAUAUUUGAUAAGAAUUUUAUGUCUCCAAUGGUAACAAAUCGUUUAAGAAAUGAUGCUUGAUGUACAUAUGCAUGUAGGAGCAAAGUUUUAUAUUUUUCAUAGAUAAAACUGAAUUUGAAUUUUAGUUUGCAUUUUUAUGUUGCUUGUAUGUGAAUUUUUCAAUCGGCCUUGGACAAAAAGGAACCGUAAGUCUUAAGAGAUAACUGGUCUAACUUGUUAACAUAUUUUUUAAAACAUUAAUAAAAGCGAAAACUGUGCAUUUUAUCUUAACGACAGGCUGCCCAUUAAGUCCCAUUUUACUGAUUGUAAUUGUCGUGACCUAAGUAGGGGAACUUACGUUAGAACCAAUGACACGUUCAUUAUUUCGAAGCAAUUUAUUUUCUUAUGGUCAUUCUCUUGCUAUUCAGGAAAUAUAGAUUUUUGUUAAAUUUGAUUGAACCACAUGCUUACUCUCCUGUGUUUGAUGGUUGGAAAGAUCAAAAGUUUUAAUUUUGAUCCCGGCCUUAUCACAAUAUUUGGCUUUGCUUGUGACAUUUGUGUUUGUUUUGCUAAUUUUAAAAGCUUGCCAAAGCGGUUUUGCUUACUGUUUCUCUAGUUUGUCGAUUCUAAGACAAGCAUCCCUUUUAAGGAGGAGUAGAGGUUGUUACCAGAUGAAUGGCAACUUUUCCCUAUCACAUUUUACGUCGGCAAGCUUAUUUCCAGUUGAGCAAAUUUUCCUGAGUAAAACCUGACAUUAUGAGACUUGCGGCUAUGUCGUACUUUAUGAAACCCGAAAACAGAGGGACACUUAAUAUUACAGCCUUAGUUUCGAAAUGUGCUAAUUUUCGUUUUUAAUUUAUAUUACUCAAUUACUUGUUCUCCUCAGGAAUAUCCAGCGGGCAAAGUUAUUGUGAACCAGGGAGAUCGGCCAGAACAUCUAUUUUUUGUGGUAAAAGGUAACGUCGAAAUGUCCUUAUGAAAAAUCUGUUGAAUGCAGGUUGCUUUACGUUUUUUAAAGACAGCAGUCUUCCUUGUACUUUCUCACACAGCCGUUCUUUGCCUUCCCACGCAUCGCUGUUGCUAUCCCCGUCCUCACUUUGUACAAAAUACGUGACCAAAAGAAGCGACGUGUUCCGGGGGAAAGAAUGUGUUGUAGCGUGACGUUAUGAGACUGUCUGCUCCUGAAACCAUUUUACUUAUUCACUUAAGGCCAAUGCAGAUUGACUCUGGCGCCUAGCCUUCUAAUCGGUGCGUUUCCGGUGAAAACGCUUCAGCGUAUUUGUGUGGACGGAAGGACUAAACGCAUCGAAAUGUAAUUGCGUUCUCAAACAAAACGCAUCGAUUUGAAAACACUCUUGAAAGUGGAUCAAAACAAAAACGCAUUCAUAUCGUAUUUGUGUCGACGGUCGAAAACGCAUCAAAAUGAAAACGAUGACCGAAAAUAUCGCAGGCGCGUGUGUUUGUAGCGCGCGCGUAGAGUUUAACUUACGUCACAACGUGCAAUCCUAUCGUUUUUGAACGUUUUAGUGUGGACAGUCGAAAACGUAGCAAAACGGUAGUGUGGACGCGAAUCGAUUGAUGCGUUUUCGAUGACAACGAAAUCGCAUACUUUUGAAAAAGCGUUAGUAUGGGUAGGCUAGGCCUUAUUCUACUUGUGUAAAUUGAUUAAUUCAGGUAGAUGUCAGUACUACAGAAGCGUCUUUAUUGAAGAGGUUAACAGAGAAGAAUUGGUGAAACUAGGACAAAUUGAAAAAGGUAAGUCACACAACGAGUUGCAAAUCCUAUAUAAAAUCGUUAAGUACAUUAACGCUCUUACGAUGAUAUCCCAUUUAGGAAGAGUUAAUCAUGUGUGUGCGACCCAUUAGAAACGGCUGAAACGAGAAUACACAACCUUCAUUCGAAAAAACAAAUAGAUGCAACACUUACAGUACUCUCCUUCCAAUAUCCAACAUUGUCACGACUUGCGGCUUGCAAAAGCACGUGGACGGCCCAGAUUUCUUUCUUGCUGUAACGCAGGGGGCUAGGACGAGUGGAGACUAGACAGCCUGCACAAAGCUUACCUGCGAUCAGGCUUUUUUUUCGGGGAAGCGCGAAGGCAAAGAAAAAUAGGAAGAAAGACCACCUGAUAGCAGGUUAAUAAGUGAGGGACGCUUAAGUGAGUUGCAGAAAAGCAAACAAGGAAGAGUCCCAUAUGCAUUACCCCACUUAACCAGUUUUAAUUGAUUCAUUAUCUUGUAGGUCAGUUCUUUGGCGAGUCAACUGUUCUUGACUCCAUUCCAUGUUUUUGCAGCGUUGCAAGCAUUGGUCCAGUCACUUGCUUCCUUGUUAACAAGUAACUAAGUUUUUGUUUUAGUAACAGUUACUUAUGUUCAAAAAAAUAACUGUUUUUCGCAAAAUUUACUUAAAAAAAGAGUUUAGGUUUAGAUUAGAAUCGCUUUGGUUCUUUCAACUAACAUCUUUACCGUGGCGUCAGCUUUGAAAACCUGCAGUAGUUGGAAACUAAGACCAUAAAACUUCUUCUUAGGUUCAUGUGACCGACAUCCUGCAUUAACUGCUACGGACUGGAAAGUAGGAUAGUUGGACAUAAAUGUAAAUAUUUUAAGCCCGGUGAAUUAAAAUAAGGACUUGCUCCAGUGCUUUGAAAUACUGGUUUGUGUAUUUGUUUAUGAGUAGCAUGCAAUGCUAGAGCUAGAAAUUGAUUUUCGUCAGAGAAUUGCGAAUUCCAAGACUUGAGAUCAUUUUUCAUCAGCACUAAGCGUAAAUUAAGUUAUCGAUCAACAACAUAACGUGGUUAUAUGCCAGGAAUUUAAUUUAAGAAAAUGUCUCCUUUUGUGUACUUUUUAGUUGGGCGUUAAAAGCAAACGAAAACAUCAUUCGCAUUCUCCGUGAAAACCGUCGCUAUUUCUUCAACGAUGCCGACAUCAAGCAAUACAUCCGAGACAGUGAUGUCUGGCAGAGCUUUAAAAGGUGCACAAUAACCGAGCUCCUGGAAAUGGCGGGAAAAUGUAACACGGCAAUCGAUAGGAACGAGAUAACGCCCAUACUCUCAAGGGCUGUGGAAUACGGAGACGCCAAAAGGUAAUCAGAGUUUUUAUUUUUGUUAGCGAGUGAUAAAUGAAUGCAAAUUAUUGGAAAAUGUGGUCUACCAGCGGAGGUGAUGUCCUACACCCAUCACCGUUGCUAGACGCCUUUAUGGGGUCAUCAUUAUCAGUAUCUUCAUAGCUCUUAAUAUGAUCAUCAUCAUCAUCAUUAUCAUUGUCGUCAUCAGCGUCAUUAUCACCAUCAAUUUAUCAUCACGACCAUCGUUAUCAUCAUCUCUAUCAUCAUCAUCAUCAUCAUCAUCGCUAUAACCAUCAUCAUCACCAUAAUAAUGAUAAUUAACAUCAUCACCAUCACCAUAAUUAUCUUCAUCAUCGUGCUCAAGAUCAUCAUAAACAUGAUCAUUAUCAUCAUCAUCACCUUCACCACCACCACCAUCAGCAUCUUCAUGUUCAUUUUCAAACAGGGCCUUUCAAGAGCCAGCACUGCCAAGUUUGGCAAUUCACUGUUCCCCCCACGCUGAUUCUGAGGACUGUUGAAACACGUGUCCAACAAGUAAAUAAUAAACCUCUAAGGUCUUGUUUUCAUUGAAUCCUUGCAGGAUUUCGUUAAAAAUACCAAACCACGAUGAUGAGGUUCCUGGCGCACCGAAGAAAACCGAGCAACUCUUCGUAACACCUCGGUCCUCAAGACGAAGAUCAUCCGCCAUUUUGAAUUGCAGCGCUGCUGCGGUCGUAAAAGCCGUCCUGUUACUAAGAAGAUCAUCGGAGGAUAACAGUGACAACACAACGCCCCCUUCAUUCCCCUCAAACAGAUCCAGCCCAUUUCAGGAUCUGACCAAAUUCAGGACGGCUGAAAUGUUUAAACCUAAGAGUGCGCCCACGAGAAGGUCUCGUAAAUUCCAAGAAAAAUCAAAGUCGCCAACACUAUCUCGCCGACCAAAGAGCUUUAAAGUAACCAAGGAUGUGUUACGACGUCCGAAAACUACAGAAUUAGCUUCUGCAAACACAGAUCAGUUACCACGCUCAAAAGUAAGAACUGCAGUGAAAACUGCGCGAUCUCAUAGUGGAAAAGAGAGGAAAGAGGAGGAAAGAGGAAAGAGCAAGAAGCAGAACAGUCAAACUUUUAAACGGAAUAAAUCCAGGAAUUUCAAUGCAUUUAUUGGUACAAAUGUAAAUUCAGAAAAUACUAAAACGCCCCCGAAAGAAGCUACCAUAAAUAUGAUAAGUAGGGCAGAUAGCCCAGGGUUUCUUCCUUCUGUUGCAGUUGAGAAAUCUGUCGCUCACAAACCUAAUGUAGUUAUCAAAGAAAUCAUCAACACGGGAAUUCCCGGUCGACGUUUUUCGCCCAAAAGCUACCGUCGAUUUGAUAGGAGCAUCUUUGACGUCCUGGAAAAAACGUCCAGCCAGGAUCCCAGCUCAUCGGAUGAAGAAAAUUCUGGCGCCAAGAGCCCGGGUUUGAAUCUAUGGAAUGUUUCUUUCGCCGCUAGCAAGUGGAUGGGCAAUGUUCGACAACGGAGGAAGAGUGAACGCGCUCAGGAGUUAAGCGACGACACAGGUCAACCACCCAUUAUCGUGAUUGAAGAUUGGUCACCUGAUACUGGGUCAGCAACCGAAGGAAAUGACAAUACUGACGGAUCACAGCUGGCCCCAGGCCGGAAGACACCGACGAAGAGGACGAGUCGAACGCCGACUCCUAUACUGAAUGACGUAACAGAAGAAAGCGAAGAAGAGAUCAGGAAGUAUGAAGAUGAACUUGCGCCUUCUGAAAGGUACAGUUAAUGUUACUGGUAAAUAAAGUUAAUUAUAUCAUUGGUAUGACACUUAAGGAAAAUAAUAAAAGUUUAUUUGUAUUCCACAACUAGCCUAAAGAUUUAAUAGGACCUAAUAGUAGCAUCAGCUACCCUUUCUCGGCCUUACUGCGCCCACCGGCUGAUUUACCCAUACUGAUAUAUUUGUGUGUCACCUUUCUUUAUUAUUUCGAGCUUCUUCGCUCAGUAGUUGGCUCUUUAUCUCGCUGCUUCUACUUGGCAUCAUUGCAAAAGAGGACCCACACAUCGAUAUGAUGCAGUAUGGGUUAAAAAUAGAAGACAUUUUCCGUGUUUGCAUAGCCUGAUAAGAACACGAGAGGGGUUGGGAGAAUUCGAGACAGUUAUGUAAACCCGAGACGAAUUCGAGGGUUUGCGUUACUGUCGAGAAUUCACCCAACCCCUCUCGUGUUUACAUCAGGCUAUACAAAUACAGGAAAAAAGUGUUGUAUUUGUUUCAUAAUUAACUUUCCAAGAGAAAACGCAAAAUUCUUUGUUAUGGCCCCGAUUAAAAGAGCAAUUCUUACCAGUCACGAAGUCUUAGGCGUGUAAUUGUGAUUUGUCCUUGUUUUGCAAAAACGAUGCUUUCUAAAAAACGGAUUUUUCUCGCUUAAAAUGUCAGCUUAAGCGAACAAAAUAUACACUCCAUGUUCGUAAUGAUUUUCCACGUUUCAGCCGACGAGGAAAUGGGUAAAUAAAGUGAACUUGUCGAGUUUAAAACUCAAAAAAUUUUUCACAUUCGUGCUUGCGUGAUUAGCGCCCGAAAAGCAAAACAUCUUGACGUCACAACCAUGUUGACAUACAUGCAAACACGCCUCUCGGCCAAUCAGAGCGCGCGUGCCAUCUUAGUUGUAUAAAAAUGAUAUCAAACUUACCCUUGUCAUUGAACUUAUACUUCAAGCUUCUAAAGGAAUGAGUAAGACUUGCAGUGCAGGUCGUUGCUCUUAAAAUGUUUUGCAUCUGGUAUAGGAUAGGAUAAGGAAACCGAAAGCAAACGUGGAAUUGCACACAUUUAAGGUAUAUUAUCCCACUGAUCAGCAGUUACUAGAUUUAGAUACCCAGUAAUGCAAAAAAAAAAAAACAAAAAAAAAAUNAUCCCACUGAUCAGCAGUUACUAGAUUUAGAUACCCAGUAAUGCAAAAAAAAAAAACAAAAAAAAAAUCUGUUGUCCCAUUGGCUACUUAAAGGGACACAGUCAGCUAUGGGACCGCGCUAAACUGGACACUACUUUUGACGGUUUGAAAAGAGUUUACCUCAACCCGGAAUCAAAUGUACGCGUCGGCUACAUCUAGAAAUCCGCUUCAUUCUUGCCUAGUUUUUCAUUCGAUCCUCGAUCUUUAACAGAAAACCUCUUUUUGAGCAAAUUUAACCCAUCCUAUGACAUUAUUUUAUCAUAUUUGGUUAAAAAUAGUAUCCAGAGGAACAUGAACAGAAGAGGUGAGAAACGCGUAGGCGCCGGGCGGGAGAAAUUGCGUUCGUUUACCAAAAUAACAAAAGAAAUGAAUCAAUAACAUUGGCGAGCAAAUAAUCGUUAUAUGUAUUUGGAAAAUCGAUGGAAAGGGUUACAUACGUUUGGAAAAACCAAGCUUUCUCUAUCUUGAAAUGGUAUCUAAUGCGCAUGUGCAUCAGCUGACUGUGUCCCUCUAAUUUACACCUCAAGCCUAUACUGAAGCAUAUGUUUACAUAAAGGCCUUCCUCACUAGCGCACAAGCUUCUUAUGCUUAUGUUUAUGCUUUCGUCGUUGGUGAGGACCGGCUAGAUUUUUUCUACCCUUCUCGUCCCGGCUGGAACAACAAGUGACAAUCAUACCCCGCCACUGAAUCUCUUCCGUGUUUUUGCAUGUGCUCCUCCUUAUACGCGAUCGAUCUUUUGGUGGUCGCCCUUAUUACUCUUUGCUGGAAUCCAUCUCACGGUAACUAUCCUUUCAUUGAGCAUCCUCAGGACAUGCAUGUCCAACAUUUUUGGAUUUGCAGUAUUUCAGUGAAAAUCAGUAUAGCAACGAGGAAGAUACCGUUUCGAUCUUGUGAUUGUUGAACGGACGUUUUCAAAAUUGAAAUUCACUUAUCUCGGCAUCAAAAAUGCUACUGGCCUCUAUAAUGUAAUACAAACGGGUGAAAACUCUGAUCCGGCUCUUGGAACCUGCUUAUACGUAUCAAUUGGAGACCUGCAUGGCAACCUCUAGAAACAUAUCCCAUUAAAUUGGACUUUAAUGUGAGUUUAAUCUGUGAUAUCAUUAUAGGCCCAACAAUUACAGUAUUCACAUUUGUUUCCAUUCAGUAAGGGGCAUUCUAAAGCUUACAGAAGCACCAUUGUUUUAUAGAAUCAAAGGAACACCUACUUUGGAGCAAUUGUUAUUGUUAGUCUUCGUCUAUUGACUACUUUUACUUUCAACACGCAUUUGUUUCCACCUAUUUUAACCCAAUCACACCUCAACCACAAGUAGCCUGUGGAUCCACGUCCCUUGUACCACUCGUGACGUUAUCACCUUAAAAGAUUAUUGACAUUGCCUGCAAGGGAGGAGGGGGUAGGGCGAGGAGGCGCGUUGGUAAAAAUGAUCUUUUGAGCCAUACAGCAUAAGCGUGUUUCUUUUAAACAUGCCAGAUAUCCUACUCCUAGCAAGCCUUUCCCGGGAGUUUAACACCUAUUUUUGUUGGUCGCUUUAACCCGCACCAUCUGCAGUCUCGACAAAAAUAGUUGGGACACCAAUAUUGGGAGGGCAAGAAGACGGAAAACUGUCCCAACAGUUUCGGCCGAGACUGUGAGUUAAGUCAGUUUUUUGGUCCUCUUCCUCUUCCUAUUGUUUUUGUCAAUCGCUCAAUUUUAAAUCUCGUCUUGAAUCGGUGCGAGUACGCCCAAAAUUUUGAGUUCCCUCCGACUUGCACUUGUAGUUUUUCUCGUUAUUGUGAAUUGUAUUAAAAGAAACGUAAAACAACCAAAAGUACAUAUUUCUGUUCAAAAAGGUCGCACCAACCCCUUGAAGGUUUUGUUACAGUUUUCCUUGCUAAUGUUGGAUUGAUUGUUACUUUUAUUUUACAUGCGCAGAUGGUACACCUCAAUUCACGAGGUUCAUGACCGAACGUUUGUCGUCGACUAACUAAAGUUCUUUCUACAACUUUUGAACCUCUUUGUUGCUCUUGCGAAUUUCGCGGUCUUCUUUUUCUGACAUUCACCCUUACUUCUACUUGGUCCGCACCUUCUCUGUUUCGAGGAGGAAAUAAGAACAAGUAAGACAGAGGAGAACAGCAUUUCUGAAAAGGUAGGAAUUACAAGAAAGAGUGGCGAUUUAGCACUUGUUGACUGCAAAAUUGAGGUCAAUCUUCCGAUAAACCUUUAGAAGUAAUUCAAUGGAGGUUUUUGCUUUAAAACUCAUAAACUUGUCACAUCUCAGAUAAGCAGUGUUACUGUUUCUCGGUCAAACGUGCUAUAGGUUAAAUAUUUUCAAAAAACCCGGCGUGUGAAAACUUUGUCUUCCAUUUACUGUUCUUUCGUUUUUUGAGAAGUUUUUCUAUCUAGCUAGGCUGGAAACCUUUAAUUAUAUGAGUCUAGGUCAGGAAAAACUCCACAAAUUAGGAGGCCAAUGCUCUAAACAUGAAAUAAUUAAGGUAAUUGAAAGGCCGGCGUAGUUCAUUUUGCUACCACAGCCAGAAUUAAUUAACAAAAGUUUGCAUACUAGAUAUACAGUAUCCUCACGUGGUUAUAAAUGAUCCUAAUGGACAAUUCAAUUAACAGAUACCCUCAUGGAUAACAUUGUUACCGUUUCUUACAGGAAUGACCAAAAGAAGAUAUAUUUCGAUCCCGUUUUUUUUCUCACUUUUUAUUUGAAAAAUCAGGUCGAACGCCCAGCAACAGGAAUAAACGUUCGAACGCGCAAGGUAUCUUUGAAUGCAGGUAGACGGAAUCGAUCCAAGACGUUUUCCGAGGUUAGUAAAGUUAUAAAAAAGAAAAAAAACCAAAAUGAAUAUCCAUGUUCAGACAUUUGUAAAAUUCUGACAAUGUCAGCCAAAGUUCUUGUUUUUGUGGUCUUAUCUUAAGAUUUUACUAUCUUUCAUGAUUUAUCCCUUUAGUUUACAAUGCUAUAUUUGGGAAUUAUUACAUUAAAAAAAUAAUGGUACCAUCUUUUCGUUUACUGGACUUCAAGUACAUGAGCUGAGAGUCCUCAAUAGGUUUUUAGGGAUCCUAGAUUUCAAUGAGUUACUAGAUUUGUACGGGUUGGGAUCCCCUCUUCCCUCAUUGUAAUUCCCCACUCCAAAAACUUUUUUUUAGGGAGAUUGGGUAUAUGCUUUUGGAGCAACGAGUUCUGGGAUCGUUUUGGCCGAACAAGCGUUACUUAUAAUUGGUUAAUGGUUGCCUUGAAUACCAUCCACCAAUCAAAACUAACGCUUGUUCACCCAAAUGAUCCCAGAACUCGUUGCGCCGAAAGCUUGUACCCAUUCCCCUUACAGUUUCUGGAGUGGGGAAUAAGGUUGGGUAUGCCCUGGAUCCCUACACAGACUAGUUUCCUAUUGUGAUUGAUAACUGGGGAUACAGAGAAAUCUCGCGCGAGUAAGAACGUGCAUUUCCUCAAGUUAGCCUAGAGAGGCUCUUACAUAAAUUGUAAUUAGCACAAAUUAAGGAUGUCUCUAAAGAGGAUGCUGAAUGUUGACUUAUCUCAUUUGCCCAGGUGUACAGCAUUUUUAAAAUAGAUUUUAGAAAAAAGAACCUGUUUCAAAUUUUAAGCUGAACAGGUUCUUGUAUUCUUAGUAUGCAACCAUGUGAUAAGGCGGCCAUGUUGAGGGUCAAUACAAUAGAAUUUACAUGAAAAUAGAGUUUAGUUCCCAGAGGAAAGAGAUGCUUCCACUAACAUGGCCGCCGUGACGUCACGUGCAAUAGAUGGGGAUAACUGGCAAUUUUAGCCUAUCCUGAAGUUCUUAAAAAAACAGGCUCUUACCCACGGAAUUUCCCCGAAUGGUUAUUUUCCGUGACGAGUGUGAUGACAGGUGGGACUUUGAACAGUCUUUGAAAACGAAGCGCUUAAAAAUCAACUUCUGGUUAUAACGUAAAUAUGUCAUUUUUCUCUCACUUGUUCAACAACUAUGCAAAUUUCUUGAAACAAAAGGAAUAUUUUGGCGGCAGAUACGGUAGAACAUCGAUUCAACGAACCUCCAUAUAACGGAACAGAAACUCGAUGUAACGAAAUCGUCAUUAUAUAACACGAACACAAUCCAGAAACGCAAACGUCAAAUAUAGCUCGAUAUAACGAAUAAAUUUCAACAUGUGACCAAAAGAUAGCUAAAGAUGUAUGCAAACAGACCAACGAGGAUGAAAUUUAUGUGUCAAGUAGUUUUAAGCAGUUUUGUUUGGGUGUUCUUGUGUUUCUUGUGCCGUAGCUGCGUACAGCUCAGAACUGACACAAUAGCUUCGGAUGCAAAUGUUUAUUACAGAAAAUUUCCAGAUUCGGAAAUGCUGGGCGUUGGAAAUUAAUCAUUAACUUUACCUCGAUAUAACAAACAUUAUGAUUGUUUUCUCAAAAAUUCGUUAAAUCGAGGUUUUCGAUAUAACGAACCCUCGUUAAAUCGAGGUUCCACUGUAGGAGUUCAAUCCUCUCAGGAUUUUUGGUAAACCAACAUGGCUGGUUUGGAACACCUGUACACCUAUAUGGCCGCCAUGACUCAUUGAAAACGAUUCAUUUUCAGUCUUGUGCCGAGUAAGUUUUAAGCGAAACAUUAUACCCGUACCUCUAUUCUAAAAAAAACGGCAAGUAACAAUUAUUCACCGAUUUACCACAACCAGCCACCGACACUGAGGUGAAUAAUUGUUUUAGUAUAUACUAUCCACUGUUUUAGUAUAUACUAAACUAGGAUAGUCACCGUAGACUAGUAUAUGAUGAACUUUAAUCAGUUUCAACCCAUUUUGUUUAAGGUUCUACUUGAACAAAAAAGAGAUGACCAGCGACUUCGUAGGACCCAGUCUCUUGGCAGGUUUCGCCUCCUUAGCUUCUCAACAUCGGAUGAAGUUUUAAGGUCACAGUCGAGUAUUGGUGAACAGUGGUCAGGGGUGUUUGAAAAUGAGGAGGAUAUUGAUGACACGCACCAACAAACUCAGCACAUUCGCGUUAAGUCCAGCAGAAUUGAAAGACGAAAUCAACUUCUUAGAAAGAAAAUGGAAGAACUAGAGAAAAACAUCAGACAUACAGAACAUUGUUCAUAG
Molecule: messenger RNA, 11872 nt
Organism: Porites evermanni
Lineage: Eukaryota; Metazoa; Cnidaria; Anthozoa; Scleractinia; Poritidae
Source: the annotation of a GenBank genome assembly